This is a messenger RNA of Hyla sarda, 1796 nucleotides long. It is a transcript of the gene HAPLN2, whose product is annotated as hyaluronan and proteoglycan link protein 2. The coding region runs from base 273 to 1301 and encodes 342 amino acids. Gene Ontology annotation, biological process: cell adhesion. The transcript is spliced from 7 exons. The record is from RefSeq and is a predicted model, not a curated record. NCBI's taxonomy places the organism in Eukaryota, Metazoa, Chordata, Amphibia, Anura, Hylidae. Gene Ontology annotation, molecular function: hyaluronic acid binding.
GGUAGAGUUUGGUGAGGAGUGGAGUCUGUGAGGUGGAUCUGAUGGAGGCCUGAGGCCUAGUCCAGUGACCACGCAUCCAUUACCCGUUUACCGAGGUGAAAGUGAAAGCCUUGCGGGGAAGCGGCCGACAGGCACACAAAAUGUUUACUGACCCCACAACAGAAGGACGGCCGGAGGAGACAUCUGCGCCACCGCCACUGUCUGCUGUAUCUGGGAGGAAGAAUGGCGUAGGAGCCUUCUGAUCAGACAGAGGUCGAGUGUUCUCCUCAGGGAUGGAGGGAUCCUACAUUCUUCUGAUCUUAUUCUUCGGAUCUGACUCCUUCCAGGACCACAGCGUCUAUCGCAACUCCGACCGGAACCAAGAUUACACCACGGCGACCAACUAUCUCCUCAGUCCUAUCCGCAAUGUGGUCCAGAGCUCCCGAGGGGCCAACGUCACCCUCCCCUGUAUCAUGAGGCGGCGGCCCAGGAGCUACAAGGUCAAGUGGAGCAAGGUCAACCCUGAAGACCCCUUGGAAAACCUCAUCGUCAUCUCCAACGGUCGGUACCACAAGAACUACGACAAUCUGAGGGGCCGGGUGAGGCUGAGGAGGAGCCAUAGACUGGACGCUUCCCUCAUCAUCACCAACGUGACCUUAGAAGAUGAAGGACGGUACAAGUGUGAACUGGUCAAUGGCCUGGAGGACCAAAGCUUGACUUUAUCUCUACACUUAGAAGGGGUUGUGUUUCCAUAUCAGUCCAAGGAGGGGCGCUAUCACUUUAAUUACGUCCAAGCCCAUCAAGCCUGUGAAGAACAAGAUGGGAGACUGGCCACCUACGCCCAACUCUACCAAGCCUGGACUGAUGGCCUUGACUGGUGCAACGCAGGGUGGCUUCUGGAAGGGACUGUACAUUAUCCGGUCAUUGUCCCACGAAAUCCAUGUGGAGGCGCUCUACCUCCGGGGAUACGCAGCUAUGGACCCAAAGACAAAGUCAAGGACAGAUACGAUGCCUUCUGCUUCACCUCGGCUCUUAAAGGUCAAGUCUACUUUGUCCAUGGUCCAAUGACCUUCCGAGAAGCUUCCGCUGCCUGCCGUUCCCGCAAAGCCGAGAUAGCCAAAGUUGGGCAUCUUUACGCGGCAUGGAGGUUCUUUGGCCUGGAUCACUGCGAUGGGGGCUGGUUAUCAGAUGGCAGCGUCCGCUUUCCAAUCACGGACCCCCGUGAACGCUGCGGAGGGCUCCCAGACCCGGGAGUGAGGAGUUUUGGGUUUCCCAAUGAAGACGAGAGAUUGUAUGGGGUGUAUUGUUAUGCCGCCACCUAGGACCUGGGGAAGGAGUCUUCUGGAGACAAGGAUGUGGACCCCCGGAUGAUACAUGGACCUGGUCCAGGACAUGGAGUUCUAAUCAUCAUGGUUCUAGCUGAGAUGUGUCAACCUAGUAGUCAAUAGUCUUCAAUAUUUAUACGUCAGGGUCUACGAGGGCUGCUCUACUUUUCAGCAUUUUAAAGGUUAAAACUCCAUAUAGACUUGACCUCAUACUUCAUACACUUGACAACCCGCCAGAAGUCCCAAGAGACUUCUGAAAAAGGGGAGGUCUCCUGUGCUCCUGGAGGAAAUGCCAUAUCUCUCGAUUGCCCUGCAUACCCAGAACCGGCUCUUCAAAUAGGCAAAAUAGGCAGCUGCCUAGAGCGCCCUCUUGAUUGGGUGCGCCACUCUGCCUGCCACAAAAAAGUUAGACAACCAGCAUUCAAACCACUCGCUCAGUUUGUUACAGUGUGUCACUCCAGUAGUAAGCAAAUUACGAGGAGUGGGCUUGUA